AUUUGUCUGUCUCAUCUCUCUCGAUCGUCGUAUUAGCCCCUCCCAUCGUCAGAUAAACCGAUGGUGAAACCCUAAAAACCAGAACAUUCAAUUCUACUCAAUAAUCUUUAUAGAUCUCUCCUAGCAAUAAGGUAUCAAAUCUCAUCAGCUUCACAUCUCGCACAGUAAGUCUCAGAACUUUAUACAUUAGGCCAUGGACGCCCAGAGAGCUUUGUUAGAUGAACUCAUGGGUGCAGCCCGGAAUCUAACUGAAGAAGAGAAAAAAGGGUACAAGGAAGUCAAAUGGGAUGAUAAGGAGGUUUGUGGAUUCUAUAUGGUUCGAUUUUGUCCGCAUGAUCUCUUCGUGAACACCCGGAGUGACCUAGGACCAUGCCCCAAGAUUCAUGACCCGAAGUUGAAAGAAAGUUUUGAGCAGUCCCCAAGACAUGACACUUAUGUGCCCAGAUUUGAAGCAGAACUGGCAAAUUUUUGUGAGAAGUUGGUUAUGGACUUGGAUAGAAGAGUUAGGCGUGGGCGGGAGCGCCUUGAUCAAGAGGUCGAAGUUCCACCCCCUCCUCCUAUAUCAGCUGAAAAAUCUGAGCAGUUAGCUGUGCUCGAGGAGAAAAUUAAGAACCUGCUGGAACAAGUGGAGUCUCUUGGUGAAGCUGGCAAGGUUGAUGAAGCUGGAGCGCUCAUGAAGAAGGUGGAGAUGCUUAAUGCUGAGAAGACAGCCUUGACUCAGCAACCCCAGAAUGACAAGCUACUAAUGAUUGCACAGGAGAAAAAAAUGGCCCUGUGUGAGAUAUGUGGUUCUUUCCUAAUAGCAAAUGAUGCUGCAGAGAGAACUCAGUCUCAUGUCACUGGCAAGCAGCACAUUGGAUAUGGCAUGGUCAGGGAUUUUAUCUUGGAACAUAAAACAGCUAAGGAGAAGGCAAGGGAAGAAGCAAGACUAGCAAGGGAGAAAGAAGCAGAAGAACGGAGGAAGCAAAGGGAAAAAGAAUCUGAAAGCAAACGUAGAAGAAGUGAAUCAGCUGAGAGGGACAGGAAUCGUGAUUGGGAUCAAGAUAGGGAGCGGGAUCGGUACCGAGAACGAGACCGCGGCCGUGAAAGGUCUAGAGAGAGGAACAGUAGAGGGAGCCGGGAUGGGGGAAGAGGUUCGGAGUCGAAGUACACCAACUUCAGGAAUGGAAGAGACAGAAGCAGGGACAGGUACCGGGAACGUGAUAGGAGCAGGUCACGUUCCCCUGUAAGGCAUGGUUACAGGAGGGGAUCCAGAAGUCCAGUUCGCCCAUAUUAACGGUUGUGUAGAUAGAUGUCUGACCUUUGAAAUCAGAAGAGCGUUGUACGAACUCCCUAUCAUCAGUAUAAUUAGCGGGGAAAGAGUGGAGGUAGGUAUGCCUUCGUUGUUGUAACUCUUUGAUCAUCUAUUUCAGGCUUUGGUUGAAGUAAUUUGUUUAAGCGUCAUCUUUAAGAUACUGGACGUGGGGUUGUUUGAUCCCCUUCUUUUUUUCGGGGUCAUUGUGGUGCCUUAUUCUCUAUUGGUUAAAGGACAGAUUCAAUAUUUAUAUGCGUGGGUAAUACCGCUGCUGAAGAAGAUCAUGGUUUUUUCCCAAUUGUGAGGUAACAUAAAAAUUUCAGUUUUGUCAUGGUUGCUCAAUGGAUUGACUUCUCUAUUAUCACAGAUUUGGGCUGCUUUCCUUUUUCUUUUUGGUUAUCCAGAUGACGUGCAAAUUCUUGCUUGCAUUCGCUGCAUCAUUGCCAUGCCUAUGAGCUCAUGAAUAUGAUAUCCAUCGAGUGAUUUCAUUUCCUCUCUAUAAGACCCGCUUCCUCUAUCAGAAGUGUUGCUUGGGACUGCUUGAGAUUACCCCGGUGGACUGGGAUGGGAGCCUUUGUUCACGCCUUGAACAAAUACAAAAGCAAAUGUGUUGGUGCCUUGAGGUAAUUGAAACUUUAACUUGCAAAUAACACAUUUCUAUAUCAAGUUCUUGGGAAAUAGGUAUUCUGGUGAUUGGUGGCGAGUCUUGCUGGGAUUGAUUUGCAUGUAGUAAAAAAAUUUUCUUGUUAUUUUUUUUUUUUUUGGCCACAAAUUUUUUCUUUUUAUUGCAAGAAGUGAUUUGUGCAGAUAAUUUUUUGUUGAAAGAAGUUGUUGCUUGGUAAAACUAAUUAGGUAACAAAGAACAGUGUUGAAAUUGAGGAAGCAUUUUUGUAAGUGAACUUAGAUGGAAUAAUAUUUGUAAUGCUGUUCAAAGCCAAUUGUUCUUGGUGGUGGAAAUUUUGACAUGGAAUAUUUUGUGACUAUUUUGAUUGGUUGGGCGUGAGAUUUUUAAUUAUCUUGAAUCGUAAUUAAUCCCUUAAAUCUUAUCAAAAAAUUCACGAGACCCUUGAAGAAUCCAGCCCAUAGCAUGUAGCUAGUGACUCCGUAUUUGGCUAUGCAAAGGUCAUAAAGUAGGUGUUUAUGUUAUUCUGAGUACUUUUUGCAGAUUGAGAAGUCAAGGCAGAGUAUCUCAGUUCUCUGUCUGAUCAUUUAGCUGUUGGUGUUUUUUUGUUUCUUUUAUAAUUUCUGCUGGUUUCGCUUAGCUGAUUGACGAGCCUAAGGGUUGAGGAACGGGGUGGUUCUUGCUGAUUGGGCUGAGAGAAGCUGGGUAUUCUGGGUGAUUGUAACCUCGAGUUUACUUCUAUAUCUGUACUCCUAUAUGUUUUGUUUCUCAAAGCUAGAUUUAUUUGUCUUUGGCCAAAAUUUGGUUCUUGAUCUUCAUGAUUUAUCAAGGAUG
Molecule: messenger RNA, 2750 nt
Organism: Ilex paraguariensis (yerba mate)
Lineage: Eukaryota; Viridiplantae; Streptophyta; Magnoliopsida; Aquifoliales; Aquifoliaceae
Source: the annotation of a GenBank genome assembly